Molecule: messenger RNA, 510 nt
Organism: Zymoseptoria tritici IPO323
Lineage: Eukaryota; Fungi; Ascomycota; Dothideomycetes; Mycosphaerellales; Mycosphaerellaceae
Exons: 3
Coding region: 54-245 (63 amino acids)
Source: RefSeq, a predicted model, not a curated record
AAUCUUUCCACAAUUUUCUCCACAAAACAAGAAUGAACAUCUUCCAGCUCUCCAUGCUCCUCAGCAUGGCUCUCACUGCGUUGGCGGCGUGUGAUCUCCCGGUGUGUUUUGGAGGGGCUCCCGACCAGCCUGAUCGGUGUACGGCUACGGACUGCCAGACCUACGUUUGCGAAAAUGACGGAGGUUGUGGAGCCGGGAACAAUGUAUGCAUUCCUACGGGGGGAGGAGGAGCGGCUUGCGCCUAGCUUUGGCUCGAGCAUAUAGCGGUGGGCUUGGAGGGUGUAGGGGAUGUGCGGAGUGUUGUUGGCACAAGUCUCACCAUACGGCCUCAGGGCCGCCUGCGAGUGGUGCAACCUUCCGGGGUAAUGUGCGGUCGGCGAUGGCCACGAGUUAUCCAGAAUCUCACCAACCUGAUAGCGAGAGGGUCGUCCUUGGUAGCAGACCAGACACACUCUGCCAUGAGCGCUGCACGCUUGCAGUCCUUCCUGAUACCAAAUUCACCUUCUUCAU